AUGAAGUUAAACAUAGCAUAUCCAACGAAUGGUACACAGAAGAUGUUUGAGAUUGAAAGAAAGGUGGAAUCAAGGCUUUACGACAAGAAGAUAGGAGAUCAGUUUGAUGGGGGAAUUCUCGGAGAAGAGUUUGAAGGAACAAUUAUGGAGAUCACAGGAGGAGACGACUAUCAGGGCUUUCCCAUGGUAGGGGGGCACUUGACGAAGAAGAGAGUAAGGCCUCUUCUAUCGAAGGGGGAUACAGGAUACCGAUGCAGACGCAAGGGAGAGAGGCGGCGCAAAAGCGUCCGUGGAUCGAUUGUUUCUGAGCAGACCUGUGUACUGAGCCUGAUAAUUCUGCGAGCCGGGGAGAAGGAGAUAGAUGGGCUUACAAAUGUUGUCAAUGACGUUUCCCAUCUUCCCAGGAAGGAGAAGAAGCUUAGGAAGAUGUUUGGGAUUCCUGCAGAGGAAGAAAACGUUGUGGGAUACAUCAGGAACAUAUUUAAGUCUGAAUGUGAAGAUCCAAAGAAGAUACCCAAGAUUCGGUGCAAUGGAAAGAAAAUAAGGAAGGAAAAAGAAAGAAGAGAGGAGGCUAGGAAGAUCAGAGGAGAAAGAAGAAGAAUAUUGGAGGAGGAAAGGAAAGCAUAUCUUGAGAAGUACUUCAAUAAAGCCUGA
Messenger RNA from Encephalitozoon intestinalis ATCC 50506, 654 nucleotides. RefSeq names its product 40S ribosomal protein S6. Gene Ontology annotation, cellular component: ribosome. Gene Ontology annotation, molecular function: structural constituent of ribosome. Bases 1 to 654 code for a protein of 217 amino acids. Gene Ontology annotation, biological process: translation. The record is from RefSeq and is a predicted model, not a curated record. The transcript has 2 exons. Lineage: Eukaryota; Fungi; Microsporidia; Unikaryonidae.